AUGAGUUCCUCCAUCGCCUUAUCUGCCGCCGCGGCGUCAAGACCUGGUGUUGCCCGUCCGGCUCUAUCCCAAUUAGUUUCAACCAAAGGUGCCCAAAGUCGAAGUAUAUACCGCGCUGCUCGAAAUGGGCAGUGUAAGACGGAGAAAUCAGAGCAUACUUCUCGCCCGCUCAACAAGUCUCAUUGUUCUCCUCAUGCCAGCACACGUUCCGGUUCUUGCUUUUCGGGCGGCUUCGCCAGUCAUGUAGAAUCCAUUCACGGAAUGGAAAGAUUUGAUGGAUCGUUGCCAGGGUUCUUGCGAUCAUUCAUCAAUGCCGAGUCUCCUUUAAAAUUUGGUACUCCUCUCAAAUCUCACCUCCAGGACUUCAACUUUACACAAUCACCCGAAUUUAGCCGUGAUGGCCUCCGCUACGACCCAGUUUCCGGUCGUAUGGUACCUUAUUCACCACAGCCAUCUAAGCUGGGUAACCAGAAGGUGCAAGACAAUCCAGCUAUCGAUUGCGCUCCUGGCAACGAACUAGAGGCAAAAUUUGCCUCUAGUCCGUUCAUGGCUGAGGAGACCCAGUUCCAACCAGGAGCCUCUGUUGAGCAAGAGAUUGGCAAAACAUGCCUUAAUCCCCAGCCAAUUGAUUGGUCUGCUGGAAACGAAUUGGAUGCGCUUUUCACCUCCCACCCAGCCAGCUACAAAGAGAUUCGAGCCAUAAUCGGAGCUUUCCACGAGUCUGCACAUAAACCUAACAUCAACAUUGGUUGCCCCCCUGGAAACGAGCUAGAGGCUUUGUUUAUUUCAGAGUCAGUGCAUUCGGGAAAACCACAUGCCGAGACAUCAAGACCGUCAAGACACUUGAAAAAGCUUUCCGAGGAUUCUGGCCUCAAGUCUGGAAAAAGUGUCGAGUGUUCCCCUGGUAGUGAACUGGAGACUCUCCUUACCUCUAAGCCAAUUCUUCGUGCAGAUAAGACUACACUGGUUGAGACUUACGAGGCGAGUCCUCUUGCUGAACCUCAAAAUAUCGUGGUUGAUUGCCCCCCUGGCCAUGAAUUGGAGGCCAAGUUUGCCUCGACCACCCCAGAGCCGGUUUCACAAGCUACACAGUCUAACCUUGCAGCCAAUACAAUCGACUGCUCCCCUGGCAACGAAGUUGAGGCCAAGAUCGCUUCCGAGGCAGCUGCUACAGUCAACAAGGAGACCAUUGACUGUCCACCUGGGAAUGAGCUGGAAACGAAGUUCACAGCCGACCCUGUUCCUUCCACCGAAGACGGACAAUUUCAACCCUCUUUGAUCGCAGAUGAACUCUACACUCAGAGGGCCAAUAUAACUUUAGAAUGCCAACCUGGAAACGAGCUAGAGAGCAUGUUCAUCUCAAAAGCGGCCAGCGGUAGCCCUUCUUUAUCCGACGACCUCAAGUCCUUGACAGCAAGCGACAUUCGCGCUCGUUACGCCUCAUUGCCCACAGAACCUAGCACGAAGCCCGAUCAUUCCAAAAAUAUCGAGUACUCAAGCUCCGAAGAUCAUAUUGGAGAGUACAUCUUAAAGACACAAAAUACCUCUACCCCCAGCGCCCAACAAGAUUCAUCUCCUGCCUAUCGUAUCCUAACAUACGACUCCGUUAUUUCCCAAGUCACAACUGCCGAAUCUGACUCGUUCUUCGGUGUGAAUGAAACCACCCCCCUAGCUGAAGUUCUCUCCCGUCUCCAGAACCCCGCCAGGUUCGUCCCAUACUUCGACCAAAUGCAACGCGACGGAUACGAAAUAGCCACAGGAGGUGGUGACAUCCUGGUAUUCAGAAAGCUCGGUAAAUCAGCAGCAGAGCAGGAUUCUCCCGUCCACGCCGAUGUCGCAAAGUUCCUUCGUCACGAUGCCUACCCCGUCUCCACCAAUGCUGGCUCCUCGCGGCCGUCUUCCACCAACCAGCCCCCCUCUGCAAACCGGUCGAGCAUCGAAGGCUCGUCUUCAAAUUCGGGUUCAAGUUCAUCCACCGGCAAAACUCUCCGUCGAAUUAUCCUCACUGGAACCGCUACCGCGGCAUCUUGCUAUGCAAUUGGAGUCGUCGUCGAGUAUUUCCGAUCUGGUGGGAAAGACGGUUGGGGCAUUGACGCGUUCACUGUUUUUGAAUCAGACCGGCUACAUCGAGAGUAA
Penicillium angulare is the source of this 2136-nucleotide messenger RNA. RefSeq lists its product as uncharacterized. The transcript is spliced from 2 exons. Lineage: Eukaryota; Fungi; Ascomycota; Eurotiomycetes; Eurotiales; Aspergillaceae. Bases 1 to 2136 code for a protein of 711 amino acids. The record is from RefSeq and is a predicted model, not a curated record.